AUGCAUGUCCUCCUUGGCUCUACUACCCUUCACAAUUACAAUCUUCUUGACCUCGUGCUUGACACCCCAUUUGGAGCUGCCCCCUCCCCUCCCGUAGCACCCUCUUCCCCCCCUCCUCCCGACCCACCCGCUCCCCCAGGCCCUCCUCCCACAGCUCCACCUACGCCCUCCCACCACGAUGACCCCGACCGAUGGGCGCGCACUCUUCGCGACUACACUCGCGACCACGCCACCUACGUCCUCGCCGAUGCGGCUCACAAGGACGCCCUUGCUGCUUACACCACCGCCACAGCCGCAUCAGCCGAUGGCCACGGCACUCCUAGCAGCGGCUUUGGCGGAGGACGCGGUGCGGGACGUGGUGGUCGUGGUGGAGGCGGUCGCUCCACUCCUCGCCAAGGUGGUGGCCGUGGUCCUUCCCACCUCCCCAAUCCCUCCUCCACACACCCUCCCCACCCCGUACCCCCCUUUUCCCCCUCCACUCGCAUCCCCUGUUUUUCCCCAACCCCCUCCCCCCGCCCCUUGGUACCCUUUACAAUACCCCCCCUACCCCGUCUACCCCCCGACCCCUCCCCCUCCCACUCCACCCACUGA
Molecule: messenger RNA, 591 nt
Organism: Closterium sp. Naga37s-1
Lineage: Eukaryota; Viridiplantae; Streptophyta; Zygnematophyceae; Desmidiales; Closteriaceae
Source: the annotation of a GenBank genome assembly